Beta vulgaris subsp. vulgaris (sugar beet) is the source of this 1878-nucleotide messenger RNA. RefSeq lists its product as uncharacterized. The transcript is spliced from 8 exons. Bases 1 to 1878 code for a protein of 625 amino acids. Lineage: Eukaryota; Viridiplantae; Streptophyta; Magnoliopsida; Caryophyllales; Amaranthaceae. The record is from RefSeq and is a predicted model, not a curated record.
AUGUGUAUGAAAAAGCCUUUCAUGUUCCUCUCUUUACUAGUUCCCGGUCCUAAGAAUCCAAAGGGUAAUUUAGAUGUCUACAUUCAACCAUUAAUUGAAGAGCUCAAACAAUUGUGGGAGAUUGGUGCUAUGACUUAUGAUAUUUCACAGAAACAAAACUUCAUGCUUCGUGCAGCGCUUCUGUGGACCGUAAGUGAUUUUCCUGCAUAUGGUAUGUUGUCUGGAUGGGCUACUGCUGGAAAAAGGCUUGUCCAUAUUUUAUGGAAGAACCUAAGGAAGUUUCUUCCACAUGAUCACCCUUUUCGUAAAAAUAAAACAGCUUUUCGCAAAAACAAAGUGGAAAAUGGCAUGGCUCCAGCUAUGAUGUCCGGAGAUGAUAUGUGGCAAUGUGUGAAAGACUUGCCUAAAGCCACUGAUGGCCCUGAAGCUCUCAAAAUCUUGAAGAAAGCUAAAAAGGGUUGGUUUAAACAAAGUUCUUUUUGGGAACUUCCUUAUCGGAAAGAUUUGCUUAUUCGACACAACCUGGAUGUCAUGCACAUUGAGAAAAAUUUCUUUGAUCAACUUAUACACACAGUGAUGGAUGUGAAAGGCCAAACUUCGGACAAUGUUAGUGCGAGAAAAGACUUGAAGUGUGUAUGUAAGCGUCGACAGUUAGAGCUCACCUACGACGAACGGGGAAACGAAAUCAUGCCAAAAGCCCCUUUUGCACUUGACAAGGCUCAAAGGAAGUUCUUAUGUGAAUGGGUUCGUGACUUAAAGUUUCCGAAUGGAUAUGCAUCUGAGUUGAGUAGAUGUGUAGAUCUUCGAACAUCUAGGCUUUUUGGAAUGAAAAGCCAUGAUUGUCAUGUCUUGAUGGAGAGGUUACUACCGGUUGCUUUAAAAGAGUUGCUACCUUCGCAUCUGAAAUUUUGUGCAAACUUGCAAAAGAUAUUUCCUCCUGCAUUCUUCAACUCGAUGGAGCAUUUUCCGAUUCAUUUGGAUUAUGAAGCUAAGGUUGGUGGUCCAGUGCAAUAUAGGUGGAUGUAUCCCUUUGAAAGGUUUCUCAAUCACUUGAAGCGUAAGGUUGUACAGAAGGCACGUGUGGAGGGUUCUAUUUGCAAUGCAUACCUAUUCAUUGAGAACCAUCAUGAUCCAAAUAUUCCUGAGAUGUUUAGGGUGGAUUGUGGGCGUACAUCUACCAACGACCGUUUACGCUUCUUGCAAGAUAAAGAGUAUGAUCGUGCACAACUUUAUGUUCUUGCAAACAGUGGUAUAUUAAGCGAAUAUGAAAGGAUUUUCGAAAAACAUAUAUUGGAGACACAUCCACACAUAUCAUUGGAGGAGAUCUGGAGCAAAUGUGAAGCUGAAUAUCCUAAAUGGUUCAAAAACCAUGUACCACAGGAGGUGACUAACAUCGAUGUAGUUCAUGCUCUUGCAAUGGGCCCCGUUAGACAAGUGAAGUCAUGGAAUCAGUUUUUCGUCAAUGGAUACAAUUUUCAAACACAUGAGUAUGGAAAACACAAAUCAACUAUGAACUAUGGAGUGUGUGUUAAAAGUCACGAGGAAGUUAAUUAUUAUGGCAUUUUGGAGGAAGUAAUUGAACUAGUUUACCAUGGUCCAUUGGAAGUCUACAAGACGAUAUUGUUUAAGUACAAUUGGAUGGAUUCUUUGAGUGGUUUAAAUAUAAGUGAUGUUCCUUCAACUCUUUGUGCUCCAAAUGAGAUUCCAGACUAUGAUUCUGACGGGGAAGAAGAACAAAACGAGGAUGUAAUGCUUAACGAUAGUAGGGAUUCUGAUAAUGACGAUGAGGAUGAUAGUGAAGAUGAUCUACAAGUUUAUGAGAAUCUCGAAGAUUUUGAUGAUGAUGAUGGUGAUGAUGCGGAAGAAGAUUUAUCGUGA